This is a messenger RNA of Pochonia chlamydosporia 170, 2643 nucleotides long. RefSeq names its product glycosyl hydrolase. Gene Ontology annotation, molecular function: hydrolase activity, hydrolyzing O-glycosyl compounds. Gene Ontology annotation, biological process: carbohydrate metabolic process. Lineage: Eukaryota; Fungi; Ascomycota; Sordariomycetes; Hypocreales; Clavicipitaceae. The transcript has a single exon. Bases 1 to 2643 code for a protein of 880 amino acids. The record is from RefSeq and is a predicted model, not a curated record.
AUGAAAGCCACUUUCCGCAUUAUAUUUCUUGCCACUAGCUGUUUCGCUACCAAUCUCGCCUCUAGAGAUGAUACCCCUCUGGUAUCCUCCGUUGGCCAGGCAGUAGCGAUUCCGUCAUGGGACUUACAGUCGUCGUCUGUGGUCGGCAAUGACUUACAAGCCCUGUCCAACACUGGCGUCGACACGUCGUCCUGGUACCAUGUUCAGCAAUCUCGAUGCACUCUCAUGGGAUGCCUGCUCGGUGCGGGGGAGUACGAAGAGUCUGACCUCUGGUUCUCGGACAACCUCAACCACGUCGACAAUAGCCGGUUCAAUGUACCAUGGGUGUACAGGAGUACCUUCUCACUUCCCGUAGGGUCACGCCAUUAUAUUCUCGAGACUAACGGCAUCACAUCAAAGGCCGACAUUUUCCUGAAUGGCCGUCAGAUCGCCGAUGCGGAGUCUCAGGCUGGGGCUUAUGCAGGCCACACCUACGACGUCACGGGUCAAGUUAGCGCCAGUAAUGCCCUCGUUGUCAAGGUCCACCCAACUGAUUACCAUCGUGACCUUGCUGUCGGUUUCGCGGAUUGGAACCCCAGUCCACCGGACAAUGGAACGGGACUAUGGCGCGAUAUUACUAUAAAGCAGACUGGCCCGAUCUCUAUUGGACCCCUGAACGCUGUUAUAGAUAUCGACUUACCAGUCGAACGCAACGCGGCAACAGUUACUCUCCGCGCCAAGGUUCAGAACCUCGAAAGGACCAGCAUCGAGUUCAUUGCCGAGGCGACUAUCUGGGAUUCGGCUGGCCAGCAGGUCGUCGCCCUCAACCAAUCGGCAACUCUAGGCCCUAGAGAGUCAGGGACGGUUGCUUUCAACCACACCAUCCCGAGCCCAGAAAUCUGGUGGCCGAGACAGUGGGGUGCUCAGCCCCUUUACACCGCCAAAGUUAUACUGCGCGCCAAUGCAACUCUUUCGGAUAUUGCUCAUGCAAAGUUCGGCGUCAGAACCGUCACUUCUGAAUUAAAUAAAUUUAAGGACAGACAAUUCAAGGUCAACGGGUAUCCAUUCCAGGUCAUUGGCAGCGGAUACUCCCCCGACAUGUUCCUGCGUUGGGACCCUAGCAAGUUUGGAGCCAUUGCCCGUUACAUGCUGGAUAUGGGUUUAAACACCAUUCGCCUAGAAGGCAAGAUGGAACAACCCGAUCUCUAUGAAGUCACUGACGCCUUGGGUCUUAUGGUAAUGGCUGGCUGGGAAUGUUGCAACAAGUGGGAAGCCUGGGAAUACAACGAUGACAUUAAGGCACCUGAGCUUUGGGGUGAGCACGACUAUGCCGUUGCUAAUGAAAGCAUCAAGCAUGAGGCUGCAGUAUUGCAGCCACAUCCUAGUGUUCUCGCGUUCAUGGUGGGUAGCGACUACGGCCCAGAUAAGAAGGCAACGACGAUUUAUAUGGCCGCACUCAAGGAUGUUGGCUGGCAGACGCCCAUCAUCAGCUCAAUUAGCGGAGACGGCAACCAUGAGCCGCUUGAAGACGCUGGCAUAAGGAUGGAGGGGCCGUACAAUUGGUCCCCUCCAACCUAUUGGUACGACAAAGAACAUCGACGAGGCUCAGCAUUUGGUUUCGUUGCUGAGCAGGGAUCUGGCGUUGGCACUCCUGAAAUGGGUAGCCUCAGGAAGUUUUUGAACAAAACCGACCUAGAUGACCUUUGGAUGGAACCUGGCAAACAACUAUUUCACCUGCCACGAGGUGAAUUUCAGAGUCGAAAGGAUUACAACAAGGCCCUUUUUGAGCGUUACGGUGCUCCCAAAUCUUUAGACGACUACCUCAUCAAGGCUCAACUGAUGGACUACGAAGCAGCGAGAGUUCAAUAUGAGGCCUUCUCUACCCGGUUGACCGCGACUCGCCCAGCGACAGGGACAAUUUACUGGAUGCUAAACAACGUCUGGCCCGGUAUGAAUUGGCAUCAAUUUGAUUACUAUUUGCACCCAGCAGGUGCCUAUUUCGGCACCAAGGUCGGGUCUCGGAUCGAGCAUGUGGCAUAUGACUACGUGGAUAAGAGUGUGUGGCUCAUUAACCGCUCCCUGAACCAUCUCGGAUCUCGCCGUGUCGACAUUGAGGUCAUGGAUCUGACCGGUAACUUGGUUUUCAACACGUCAGCUAUUGUGGAAACGACAGCAAAUAAUGCCAGCAAGGUUGCCGAAGUUAAGGGCCUGGACAAAGUGAAUGGUACUGUCUUAUUGCGCAUUCUUCUAUCUGAUCCUGAGAAGGGUGUAUCGAGUCGGAACAUAUAUUGGGUCGCCAAUUCUGACGACGUUCCUGAUUGGGGCAAGAUGGCUGUGGAGUACACAGGGAUGACCAGCUAUGCCGACUAUACGUCCCUCGGAAAGAUGCAGAGAGCCGAACUUUCUGUCAAUGCGUCCAAGUCUGCGGCCAGCAACUCGCAUACUGUGUUGCUCGAGAACUUAUCACAGAUCCCGGCCUUUUUCAUCUCCCUGUCACUCAUUGACAGCGACGGUCAGGACACCAACCCUGUGUUAUGGUCGGAUAACUAUGUCACUCUGUGGCCAAAUGAGAAACUGGAACUACAAGUCACCCAGCCGGAUGGAAAGGGGGUCGGCCUCCAGAUACGUGGAUGGAACGUGGAUGCCACUAUGAUCAACUUGUAA